AUGGCCAGAGAGGAAGUUGAGGGGUACUUUUUCUCCACGCAAGACUUCAAAGAACUGGGCACGUGUGUGGCACAAAUCGCCAGUGGCCACAACCUCAGCGAGCCGUUGAGCCAACAAGUUAUUGACGGCAUUACCAAGUACGCGCUGCAGGAAAUCGCCUCUCUCGUAAGUCCCCCUCUCAACCCGCCUCUCAAGACCGACCCGUCCUUCUGCGCCGCUCUUCUGGACCGCUAUUCUUUACCGGUCACAUGGACCGGCUAUAUGAACCCUCUCUCCGCCGCAGGUGAACGAGAUAGUGGAGCAGUCUCCGAACGGCUGGCCUUCAGCGGAGGCAGCGGUGCGGGUGCUGCAAAAAUAUCCGGACAUGCCUGA
This is a messenger RNA of Gregarina niphandrodes, 372 nucleotides long. RefSeq lists its product as hypothetical. Lineage: Eukaryota; Apicomplexa; Conoidasida; Eugregarinorida; Gregarinidae. The transcript has a single exon. The coding region runs from base 1 to 372 and encodes 123 amino acids. The record is from RefSeq and is a predicted model, not a curated record.